CUCAUCUUCAUGUUUCAUAUGAUUAUUAUUUUAAUUUACAUGCGUAUAAAUAUUGAUUCCAAUCUUCUAUUGUCAUCAAGAUCAGAAGAGUGAUUGUGUACAGUUUUUUUUUUUUUUUUGUUUUCCAUCAAGCUUCUUAGUGAUCAUCAGGUUAAUUAAUUCUCUAAUCCGUGUGAUUGUAAAAUGGCGACGAAUUCUUCUAACGGAACGACGACAACAAAGCCACCACCGAUGCCGUCUCCUCUGCGUAAUUCCAAGUUUUUUCAGUCAAAUAUGAGGAUAUUGGUGACCGGAGGAGCUGGAUUCAUUGGUUCACAUCUCGUUGAUAAAUUGAUGCAAAAUGAAAAGAAUGAAGUAAUCGUUGCGGAUAAUUACUUCACAGGAUCAAAAGACAAUCUCAAGAAAUGGAUUGGUCAUCCAAGAUUUGAGCUCAUUCGUCAUGAUGUGACUGAACCUUUGUUAGUUGAGGUUGAUCAAAUCUACCAUUUAGCAUGUCCUGCAUCUCCAAUUUUCUACAAAUACAACCCCGUUAAGACGAUAAAAACAAAUGUGAUUGGCACACUUAACAUGUUAGGACUAGCUAAGCGAGUCGGCGCAAGAAUUUUACUUACUUCGACAUCUGAAGUGUACGGUGAUCCUUUGGUUCACCCUCAACCCGAGAGCUAUUGGGGAAAUGUAAACCCCAUCGGUGUUAGAAGUUGUUACGAUGAAGGAAAACGUGUUGCAGAAACACUUAUGUUUGAUUACCAUAGGCAACAUGGGAUUGAGAUACGCAUAGCAAGGAUAUUCAACACAUAUGGUCCUCGUAUGAACAUUGAUGAUGGUCGUGUCGUGAGCAACUUCAUCGCUCAGGCUCUCAGGGGAGAAGCUCUGACUGUUCAGAAACCGGGAACACAAACCCGCAGUUUCUGUUAUGUUUCAGACAUGGUGGAAGGUCUAAUGCGUUUGAUGGAAGGGGACCAAACCGGACCGAUAAACAUAGGCAAUCCAGGCGAAUUCACGAUGGUUGAGCUCGCUGAGACGGUUAAAGAGCUUAUUAAACCGGACGUGGAGAUAAAGAUGGUGGAGAACACACCAGAUGAUCCAAAACAGAGAAAACCAGACAUAAGCAAAGCUAAAGAAGUUCUUGGUUGGGAACCAAAGGUGAAGCUACGUGAAGGGCUUCCUCUUAUGGAAGAAGAUUUUCGUCUAAGGCUUGGUGUUUCGAAGAAGUGAAGCUUAUUUUCAAAACAAAAGAAAGAAAAAUAAUUGCUAUUUUAAUUUCAUGGAAUUGUGUGUUCUUAUCGUUUUGUUUGUUUGUUUGUUUGUUUGAUACCGGGGUUCCAAGCCGAAGCAAGCGCAUACUGAUCCCCAAAACAUGUGGAUCAUGUCUUUUAAUCUUUCUCUUUGCAUUUUGAGUUUGUAGGGAAUAAGCAUCCUAACGAGGAACAUUUAGGGAGUGAUGUUACUACUUGAAUUUUAUUACUAUGAGAAUGUAAUCAAUGAGAUGUUUUAAGCUUAGUGGACAAAAUGAGUUAUUUCAUCGUCA
Messenger RNA from Arabidopsis lyrata subsp. lyrata, 1528 nucleotides. Its product is annotated as UDP-glucuronic acid decarboxylase 6. Gene Ontology annotation, molecular function: UDP-glucuronate decarboxylase activity; NAD+ binding. Gene Ontology annotation, biological process: D-xylose metabolic process. The transcript has 10 exons. Gene Ontology annotation, cellular component: cytoplasm. The record is from RefSeq and is a predicted model, not a curated record. The coding region runs from base 184 to 1215 and encodes 343 amino acids. Lineage: Eukaryota; Viridiplantae; Streptophyta; Magnoliopsida; Brassicales; Brassicaceae.